Molecule: messenger RNA, 3243 nt
Organism: Scophthalmus maximus (turbot)
Lineage: Eukaryota; Metazoa; Chordata; Actinopteri; Pleuronectiformes; Scophthalmidae
Gene: cpxm1a
Product: carboxypeptidase X (M14 family), member 1a
Exons: 14
Coding region: 264-2714 (816 amino acids)
Biological process (GO): proteolysis
Molecular function (GO): metallocarboxypeptidase activity; zinc ion binding
Source: RefSeq, a predicted model, not a curated record
CACACGCGCACGCACACACACACACACACACACACGUCGUUAAGCGGCGACUUCCCGCCUCAGUGUCACAUUUUUGCCGUUGAUAAAAGCAGGAGGUGCACAUGCGCAGUAGGGAACCACGGCCACUGAGCUGUUUCUCCGUGUAGAUAUCAUACAUGAACCGACACAGCUUCACUCACCUCGCUCAGUGACAGAGCAGCCAUUUGCUAGCUGCCCGCUGCUACUGCUACUGGCGGUUAGCUCCCACUACAGCGACCCGCCACAUGAUAUUAAAGUUUGUUUUUUCCCGACCUGCAGCUUGUCAGAGAGAGUUUGGAGCCGCCGCCAUCGGAGAAGCGACAUUAAACGGCGCCGUUCGCCCGCAGCAGCAGCAGCAGCAGACAAAGAGCAAGAUGUUAAAGUCGUUCUGCGUGAUGUUGGCUGCUGUGAUUUUCCUGGGAGUUGUUUUGGACGGUGCAGGAGCAGCAGCAGCAGCAGCUCUUACAAACGACGCGACGGCCGAGAGCUCUUCAUUCUUCAACCGCACAGAUGCAAGUGUGAAGAGGACCGAGUCCGUCACUGUGGAGGGUCCGAGGGGAGACAGACCGACUCCUGCUGCAGCAGAGACAAAGUUCUACAGCACCACCACUGUCAGGGGCAAACAGCUGGACACCAAAAACAUCAGCAAAGAAGUCAACAACAACAAAGAAGAAGAGGAAAAAGAUGAAAAGGUUGACAGGAAAGGAGAAGAUGGCAAAAAUAAACUUGACUGCCCUCCCCUCGGGCUGGAGUCCCUGCGGGUCGAUGACAGCCAGAUCCAGGCCUCGUCCUACCAGCGGGCGGGCCUGGGUCCUCACAGGGGGAGGCUGAAUAUCCAGUCGGGCAUUGAGGACGGGGACCUGCACGACGGAGCCUGGUGUGCAGAGUACAAGGACCGGCACCAGUGGCUCGAAGUGGACGCCAUCCACCUCACCCUGUUCACCGGGGUCAUCCUGCAGGGCCGCAACUCCAUCUGGAGUUGGGAUUGGGUCCACACCUACCACGUGCAGCUGAGUAACGACUCCGUGAGCUGGAAAACCUGCAUGAACGGGACGAAAACAGCGAUAUUCGAAGGGAACCAGAAUCCAGAGACCCCGGUGCUCGGCCUCCUCCCCGUUCCCACUGUGGCCCGUUUCAUCCGGAUCAACCCGCAGACCUGGUACCCCAACGGCACCGUCUGCCUCCGGGCCGAGAUCCUCGGCUGCCGCGUGAACGACCCGACCGAUGGCUACGCCUCAGAGCCAGAACCGGCAUCCAAGGACGCUCUGGACUUCAGGCACCACAACUACAAAGAGAUGAGAAAGCUGAUGAAAUCGGUGAGCGAGGAGUGCCCCGACAUCACCCGCAUCUACACCAUCGGCAAGAGCUACAUGGGCCUCAAGCUCUACGUCAUGGAGAUCUCAGAUAACCCCGGCAAACACGAACUCGGCGAGCCGGAGUUUCGCUACGUGGCCGGGAUGCACGGGAACGAGGCCCUGGGCCGGGAGCUGGUCCUCAACCUCAUGCAGUACUUGUGCCGCGAGUUCAAGAGGGGCAACGGGCGCGUAGUGCGACUGGUCACCGAGACGCGGAUUCACCUCCUGCCCUCCAUGAACCCCGACGGAUAUGAAGUCGCUUAUGAGAAGGGCUCGGAACUGGCCGGCUGGGCGGAGGGACGAUACAGCUUCGAGGGGAUCGACCUGAAUCACAACUUCCCGGACCUGAACAACAUCAUGUGGGACGCUCAGGAGAAAGCGGGAGCGGACCCGUCCAAAGUCCCCAACCACUACAUCCCCAUCCCGGAGUACUACACCAAGGAAGAUGCUAUGGUGGCGCCGGAGACCCGCGCCGUCAUCAGCUGGAUGCAGGACAUCCCGUUCGUGCUCAGCGCCAACCUGCACGGCGGCGAGCUGGUGGUGGUGUACCCCUUCGACUGCACGCGCGACUGGGCCCCCCAGGAGGACACGCCCACGGCGGACGACGCCUUCUUCCGCUGGCUGGCCACCGCCUACGCCUCCACGCACCUGGUGAUGGCCGACCCCGACCGCCGCGUUUGCCACUACGAGGACUUCCAGGCGCACAACAACAUCAUCAACGGCGGCGCCUGGCACACCGUCCCCGGCAGUAUGAACGAUUUCAGCUACAUGCACACCAACUGCUUCGAGGUGACGGUGGAGUUGUCCUGUGACAAGUUCCCUCACGCCAGCGAGCUCCCCAUCGAGUGGGAGAACAACAAGGAGUCUCUGCUGGUUUACAUGGAGCAGGUUCACAGAGGGAUUAAAGGCGUGGUGAGGGACAAGGAGACCAAACAGGGAAUAACAGAUGCUCUCAUCAAGGUGGAGGACCACGAACAUGACAUCCGAUCAGCUGCUGACGGCGACUACUGGCGUCUGCUGAAUCCGGGCGACUACAAGGUGGUGGUGUGGGCCGACGGCUACUACCCGUCCAUGCGCCGGUGCCACGUCGGGACGGAGCCGCGCGCCACCGUCUGCGACUUCGCCCUCACCAAGACGCCCGUUCAGCGGCUGAAGGAGAUCCGGGCCAGAGGGGGGAAGAUCCCGCAGGACCUCCAGCUGCGCCUCCGGGCGCUGAGGCUCCGCAAGCUUCGCGCCAGCACCAAGGCCAUCAACCGCCGCAGGGAGAGCCAGCGGCUGCAGCAGCAGGAGCGGCUGCUGCCGACGAGGAGGGCCCGGGCCUCUGGAGCCCGGGGGGUAUGAGAGGAGAGGCGGGGGCGGGGGGGGACCAACGGGCUCCCAGCUCAUCUCCGAGGAGCCUCAGAGAUGAGCUGGGACGAAGGAUUACAUCUAAUCUCUGAGAUGAGGAAAAAUGUUUCUACUGUCACUGAUGUGAAAGGGUCGGUUAGCCCUUACAGAAAAAAAUGUGAUUUCCUACACCGCACCGGUGACGUGCAGACUUUUGUAAGAGCUGAGAUUUGAAAAUAUUUCAUCCCUGAAAUUUUUCCAGGGGUUUGCUGACCCUUCUAAAUAUUGAUAACCCAAAGUUGACGCGAGCGGGGUUUACAUACAAAAACAAAGAUACUCGCUGCGAACGUUACAUCUAAAAUAAAGUUCCACAAACACAUUUUUGAAAAUUUCAACUCGUCUGUAAAAUGUAUCUAUAGACGGCGAUAAUGUUCCCUGUGUCUGUUGCUUAUCUGUAAAGAGACUGAGUUGCGGAUUCAAGUGUCAGCUGGUCUGAUAUGUCCAACAGGACCAUGAACUCUGAAAUAAUAAAUAUUCCUUGAUA